AUGGACUAUCAAGAUCGGCCAAAACUGUCCGCUGAAGCAGACCGAGAAGUGACGCGACUCUGGAGAACAUGGCGAACGGUCUUGGAGAUGUUGGUCGAUCGAGGCUAUGCAAUCGCAGAAGCUGAGGUGACCAUCUCGCGUGAACACUUUCAAAAGAAGAUGUGUGAUCCUCAGACUGGCCACGCAGAACGGCGGAUGAUGAGACUGCAAGCAUACCCUACCGAAGAGAUGAUCAAACGCGAUACACCCCGACCAACAAAAACGAAACCCGACCCACAAACCACCGCAGGCACCGUCUGGGUGGAAUUCAGUCCCGAGACAACAAUCGGCAUCAAACAUCUGAGAUCAUUCGCUCAUCACCUGGGCGAGAACAAGUUCACCACCGGUAUUUUUAUUACCAUCGGUCCCGUCACAGCCGCUGCUCUGCGUGCCUUUGAACCCCUCGGAGACUUGGGCAUCACAGCCGAACAUUUCCAAGAACAAGAUCUCCUCAUCAACAUUACGCGGCAUGAGCUGGUCCCCAAACACGUCCUACUCAGCGCCGAAGAGAAGAAAGUCCUCCUCGACAGAUACAGACUGAAAGAGACACAACUACCGCGCAUCCAGUUCGGUGAUCCCGUGGCUCGAUAUCUCGGUUUGAAGAGAGGAAAUGUUGUCAAGAUCAUUCGCAAGUCCGAAACGGCCGGCCGCUAUGCCAGUUACCGCUGGGUGUUCUGA
Molecule: messenger RNA, 717 nt
Organism: Exophiala bonariae
Lineage: Eukaryota; Fungi; Ascomycota; Eurotiomycetes; Chaetothyriales; Herpotrichiellaceae
Exons: 3
Coding region: 1-717 (238 amino acids)
Biological process (GO): DNA-templated transcription
Cellular component (GO): RNA polymerase III complex; RNA polymerase I complex; RNA polymerase II, core complex
Molecular function (GO): DNA binding
Source: RefSeq, a predicted model, not a curated record